AAUUCUCUCUAUCAUUAGAAGGGACGAGGACAAGGUUGCAUAUGCGUUUGCUUGAAAGAGCAAGUCAAGGUGUGUAACUAAACAAUAAACUUCAUUCUGAAAGCCCAGAGAAACAUGACUGCAUUGACUUCACCACUGAACAUGGUUUCCAAAUACACCCUUUAUUUAUUAUUUUUUUUUAGAGUGCUUUAUUUUCUUUCAACAGCAGGAACAGCUAAAGAGGGACAUCUUGUGGCGUUUUUGUGAAAGUAAUGAAGAUGCACUUUAGGAAGACGAAAACAAAGCUUUUGCUUGACCGAGUGUAAUUUGUGUAGGAUUAGUAACUUUUUAAUCUAGAUGGUUUUGUAAUUUUUGUUUGUUUUCUGUUCUGCACACAAUCGUGUUUACCGUUUAAAAUCGCAGAAAGGAGGCUUAUAGUUGGGCUGUCGUCUUUGUAACCGAAGAGGGGGAGAUGCUUAUUUGUUUAAUACUGUUAAGGAGAUGGCUAUUCAGUUUCACAAUGCAUCAAAACAUCAGUUCGGUUUACUCAACGAAGAUAGUAAACAAUAAAAAAAAAAUGUACUCGUCGCACAAGCGUGUCACGUGAUUUGAGGUAACGCGCGCCGGGCUCUCGUUGAAGUGAAGGAUGCAAAAAAAAAACAGCGAUUGACAACCAGGAAGAGAAGAGCAGCUGACGAUUAAGUGAUAUGGAGGUCUCUGUGCAUGAUAAAACUAUAGAAGCAGCUGAAGCUCUGCUGCACAUGGAUUCACCGGCCAGCCUUCAGGGCGAUCGCAGCACAGAGGAGCUGUUAUCUGAGGUAGAGGUUGAAGUGAGGACAGAGGAUAUGGGACCCGUUGCCAAGGAUAUUGUUGUCUUGCAGGAGACCGAUUUACUGAAGAAGAAAAAGAGAGCAGGACGAAAACCCAGAACUCCACGGAGUUUCUGCGAUGGUUCUCUGGAUAUGGUCUAUAAGAGGAAAUCAAAAGACAGCAAGGGCUCAACUACUUACCUGUGGGAGUUCCUAUUGGACCUUCUGCAGGACAAAGAAACCUGUCCAAAGUACAUUAAGUGGACUCAGAAAGAGAAGGGCAUAUUCAAGCUUGUGGACUCAAAAGCUGUGUCUAAAUUAUGGGGCAGACAUAAGAAUAAACCUGACAUGAACUAUGAGACAAUGGGCAGAGCACUCAGGUAUUACUAUCAGCGAGGCAUUUUAUCAAAAGUGGAAGGCCAAAGACUUGUGUAUCAGUUUAAGGAGAUGCCCAAAGACAUUGUUUUCAUAGAUGAUGACAAUAUGGAUGACAGCAUAGAUGAAGGAAAGAGAGAAAGCCCAGCUGUAUCCCAUCGCAGCAAAGGCAAAGGGACUCCAGUCUCUCCCUCCACUGCUGUACCUAAAAUCAUCAGUCUAACCUCAGGACAAGAAGCCUUUAUGACUGUGCAACAGUCGCCAGAUAACAUAGCGACAGCCCCUGGGACAGUGAGGCUUGCCAUGCAGGUUCCUGUACUCAUGACAACACAGGGUCAGAAAAUCUCCACAGUAACCGUCAACUCUCCCACCGUCCGCUCGCCGAUCCUUCCUGCGUCCAACUCCAUCGCUGGGGGAAACAGCGCAGGCAAAGUGGUUCUCCAGGCCGUGCCAACGCUAGUGCCUGCUCAGGGCCAAAGCGGUGAGAGAAUCACCUUGCAGCUCAUCACCCUUCCCACCAUGCCUGGCAAACCGGGCACUCCCAUUACUCUGAGCACACUCUCCCCCGUCACCGUGCCUACCAGCAACACCCAAGUCCUGAAGCUCGCCGUCCCCUCCAACAUCUCCACAACGUCCUCCGCAGCUCCUGUAACUGUGGUGACCUCUCAGCCGGGAGUGACUGUGGUGCCAAACACACAGCCAGCAAUGUCCUUACAGGAUGUGACUAUUAUUAAAGUUGAAACUCCCGACGUUUCUGUCGAUCAGACACCUAACAUGGCUGCGGAGAACGCACCGAGCACACAGACGAACCCCACGACCACGCAGAGCUGAGCAAACCGACAUCAAUGCUUGUGACACAGAUGCAAAUAAAACAAGUGAUGUGAAGAGUGGCUGUGUCUCACGUGAAACGGAUGAAACCAGCACUACAGCUCAGACGCUUGUUUACGUCCAACACUAUAACCACCGUGUGUAGCCUGAGCCUGGGUUAGACUUUUCUUUUCUUUCUUAAAUUUAUCUAUUCAAAUCACGCUUUGUUAUAGCUUACAUCUGUGCCGUGAUGCUGUAGGAACGAACCUCACUUGGUGCUAAAGACUGAGAGGAAGUCAUGUGAAUAAAGAGAAACAGCCAAGGUUUUGACCACCUGGUAAUUUGGAGCAGAAACCAAUCUGUGCAUAGACAUACAAUUGCGGUAGUUAAUGAUAAUAAAACAGCCUUAGGUCAGCAUUUUCCUCAUCAAAUCAUUACUAAAAGUAAUUGAUUGUGCUUUCUGUGUAAAUAUGAGAUUUGUUUUUUUGAUAUUUUGUACCAAGAAGUGUUUUGUUUUUUGUUUUGCUUUUUUUUUACAGU
This is a messenger RNA of Puntigrus tetrazona (Sumatra barb), 2510 nucleotides long. It is a transcript of the gene elf2a, whose product is annotated as E74-like factor 2a (ets domain transcription factor). Gene Ontology annotation, biological process: regulation of transcription by RNA polymerase II; cell differentiation. The record is from RefSeq and is a predicted model, not a curated record. Bases 687 to 1994 code for a protein of 435 amino acids. NCBI's taxonomy places the organism in Eukaryota, Metazoa, Chordata, Actinopteri, Cypriniformes, Cyprinidae. The transcript is spliced from 7 exons. Gene Ontology annotation, cellular component: nucleus. Gene Ontology annotation, molecular function: DNA-binding transcription factor activity, RNA polymerase II-specific; sequence-specific DNA binding.